Molecule: messenger RNA, 1820 nt
Organism: Girardinichthys multiradiatus
Lineage: Eukaryota; Metazoa; Chordata; Actinopteri; Cyprinodontiformes; Goodeidae
Product: GTP-binding protein REM 2-like
Exons: 5
Coding region: 507-1415 (302 amino acids)
Cellular component (GO): plasma membrane
Molecular function (GO): GTP binding; GTPase activity; calcium channel regulator activity
Source: RefSeq, a predicted model, not a curated record
UUUCCACAGUCCUGCUUUUUGUCAAACUACAUCACCGCUCUGUUUUUUAAUUAAUGAACUGCGUGCAUCUGCAGCAGAUACCUGCAGAAAAGCUCUUUUGUUUGCCAGUUUCAUCCUUCCUCCUCAGCAGGAAACCUGGUUCUGGAAAGCAUUUAGAAGGUGUGAGUCACACAGCAGACAGACCGAAGUGGUGAAUUAUGGUGCUGCCUGCAGAGCUGGACCUGGGCCCUAUAACCUGAGAAAACAGUGAGAGAGGAGAAACAAAGAGAGACAGAGAAAGAGAGAGAGAGGGAGAGGACGCCAGGGAAAAUAUAGAGAGAGGGAGAGAGAGGGGAGCCGUGCUUACUUUGUAGUUGCCGACAGACACCUGAGAGGUGAGAAAUCAGACCGGGCCAGUGGGGCUGGGGCUCAUUAAAUGACUGGGUUGGAGAUUACGAGCGGUGAUCCUGGUGUUCCUCUGUGUCUUCUGGACUCCUCUCGCCCGAUCGCUUUAUUUCAGCUUGCAGAUGCCGACAGAUGUGCCCGAAGACAGGCUCAGCAUCGAGGAGAAUGGCUCCAAGUGUGACAGUAUGACUCUGCCCAGCACCCCCACGGUCCGCAGAGGAAGCACUCCUCUGCCAAUAAAGCACCAACUCAGACGAGAAGAAGCUGUUCAUGAUGACGGUGACUGGACAUCAGGAGCAGCCGGGGCUUCUCCUUCACCACUCAGUUUCAGCCCAGCCCUGGAUGACACUCCCAUUGUCUCUGUGGAGGGCAGGCGUGACGGGCCAUUAAGGAUCGCCCUGCUGGGUCAGAACGGAGUUGGGAAGUCCUCACUGGCUCUCGCCUUCGCCGGCGACAUUGACCGGACUGCGUCAGUGGAUUCUGAUGGGGAGGGUUAUGUGCACACAGUCAGUGUGGAUGAUGAGGAGAGCACCAUCAUUAUCUAUGACAACUGGAGACAGGACCUGUCGGCUCUCCAGUGUGAGGUGUGCGUCCUGGUGUUCUCUGUGACCGACAGGCGCAGUUUCCACCGUACAGCCCAGCUCCGACUCCUCCUGAGAGAAACUCAGCCUCAGACUCCAAUAAUCCUCGUCGGUAACAAGAGUGACCUCGUUCGCUCGCGCGAGGUCACUGCUCAAGAGGCCAUGUCCAGCGCUGCCCUCUAUAACUGUCUGUAUCUGGAGAUCUCAGCCUCUCUGGAUCACCGCACGCCGGAGCUCCUGGAGUCCGCUGUGCGACUAGCCAGAGGCCAGCCCCCAUGGCCCCCAGGGUCCAGCGCAGAGGACAUGUGUGGAGGAGGUCAACGAGAAAGCAUCACCACACGUGCUAAACGUUUCCUCACCAACCUGAUGCCCAGGUACCCGCGGGAGAGAGAAGUGGGCAAGUUCCUAAGACAGAAGUCCCGCUCGUGCCACGACCUGGGGGCACUGUGAUCACACGCAUCAAGAAGCUUAAUAGUUUGACCAAUUAGCAGAUAUAAUUUGAAGUGACGUAGUAAACCAACAGAAAGGAGGAAAGAGUGAUGCAGCACUUAGUGGACAAAGAUGUAGGAUGUGAAUAACAGCGGGGAUGCAAAUGUGCCAGAUGCAUCUAAGCGACUGAUGCAAAUUUGCCUUCAGACCAUACUGUUAUGACUGUAUGGUGUGAAGGAUCAUCAUACACAGGAGGAGGAAAGCAAACUUAGCUAUGAUGUCAAAGUAUACAAUGAUGGAGAAUUUUUGUACACAAGAUAAAGAAUACAAGUACAAUAAUGGUGUAAAUAAGCUGCAGAUGUGAUACCUAACUCCCACCCCAACAGCUUUAAAAGCUAAAUAAAUUGCUUUUUUGAGUCUUGAAAA